AUGACCAAGCGUACCGCCUUCGCAUCAGUCCGCAACAACACCGGCAGCCCCAUCGUCGCUGUGUCCCUCGUGCACAAGUAUAGCGACGACUACAAGCACCAGCAGCAGUGGGGCAUCCUCGACAACGGCGAGCUUGGCGAGGAGCAGCUCGAGGUCGAGUACAACACGGGCGCCUUCACCACCGGCCGCGACUGGUGGACCGUCACCUGGUACAGCCCAGACAUGCGCACCCGGUACUACUCCGACCCGGAGAACUUUCGCGACAUCAUCGACGCUAUGGAGAGCGUCGCGCCGUCGCUGCUGAAGAAGGCCGCUACUACCCUCGCCGGGCUGUCCUCGCUCACCGGCCCUGGGCUUAUUGCCGCCCGGAUCGUCGCCAAGGAGGUUGCCGCCGCCACAUCAGAUGCCCUGUUUAACUCGGAGAGCACAGACGGCUUCAAGCAGCACAUCUUGAGAUCUGAGGACGAAGACGCUCUCACUGAGAUUGUCAUCAACAACGACAAUACCAUUACUUUCAAGUCAAACUCGGGCAACUCUGAAACUGCCGUCUCUGAGGAGGCUGUUGAUCUAGAGGAGUGA
This is a messenger RNA of Colletotrichum spaethianum, 579 nucleotides long. RefSeq lists its product as uncharacterized. The record is from RefSeq and is a predicted model, not a curated record. The transcript has a single exon. Lineage: Eukaryota; Fungi; Ascomycota; Sordariomycetes; Glomerellales; Glomerellaceae. The coding region runs from base 1 to 579 and encodes 192 amino acids.